Messenger RNA from Stegastes partitus (bicolor damselfish), 1628 nucleotides. RefSeq names its product tropomodulin 4 (muscle) (gene tmod4). Gene Ontology annotation, biological process: actin filament organization; myofibril assembly; pointed-end actin filament capping. Gene Ontology annotation, cellular component: cytoskeleton; striated muscle thin filament; myofibril. The record is from RefSeq and is a predicted model, not a curated record. The transcript is spliced from 10 exons. Gene Ontology annotation, molecular function: tropomyosin binding. The coding region runs from base 160 to 1182 and encodes 340 amino acids. NCBI's taxonomy places the organism in Eukaryota, Metazoa, Chordata, Actinopteri, Pomacentridae.
AAAAAAAAAAGAAAAGGGAGACAACUUUGUGUAACUGCAGGCUCUGCCUUGCCUCGAGGCUUCAGCACUGCGCUUCUGUGAAGUGCCCUCUUGCCCAGGGGUGUGCAGUGGUGUGCAUGAGUGAGUGUGUGUGUAUGUGAGCCAGAGCCUCAGGAAAUCAUGUCAGAUCCCAGGGACAUCGACGAGGAUGCCAUCCUCAAGGGCCUCAGCGCCGAGGAGCUGGAUCAGCUGGAGUAUGAGCUGCAGGAGAUGGACCCUGAGAAUGCCAUGCUGCCAGCUGGUUUCAGGCAGCGAGACCAGACGAAGAAGAGCCCGACGGGGCCUUUUGACCGCGACGCCCUGAUGCAGCACCUGGAGAAGGAGGCCCUGGAGUUCCCGGACAGGGAGGACCUGGUGCCCUUCACUGGGGAAAAGAAAGGAAAGGCCUUCGUGGCCAAGAAACCUGAAGACCUCCCCGACCAUGAGAAGGUGAUGCUGGAGCCGGAGCUGGAGGAGGCUCUGAAAAACGCCACCGAUGCAGAGAUGUGUGAUAUUGCAGCUAUCCUUGGAAUGUACACGCUGAUGAGCAACAAGCAGUACUACGACGCUCUGGGCACCACGGGCACCAUCGCCAACACAGAGGGCAUCAACAGUGUUGUGAAAGGAGACCCUUUUAAGAUCUUCCCCGAGGAGCCUCCAAACUGCACCAACGUGGAGGAAACCCUGGAGAGAAUCCACAACAAUGACAGCGGCCUGACUGAAGUCAACCUCAACAACAUCAAGGACAUUCCCAUCCCGACGCUGAAAGAGAUCUUUGAGGCGAUGAAGGGAAACUCUCACGUGGAGUUUCUGAGCAUCGCUGCGACCCGAAGCAACGACCCUGUGGCUUAUGCAUGCGCUGAGAUGCUGCAGGAGAACACCAGCUUGCAGAGUCUUAAUAUCGAGUCCAACUUCAUCACUUCAGACGGCAUGAUGGCCAUCAUCAAAGCCAUGGCGAACAACGCCACACUGGUGGAGCUCAAGAUUGACAACCAGAGGCAGAAGCUGGGAGACUCUGUUGAGAUGGAGAUCGCCACCAUGUUGGAGAACAACUCCAGCAUCCUCAAGUUCGGCUACCACUUCACCCAGCAGGGUCCCCGCGCCAGAGCCGCCAUGGCCAUCACACGGAACAACGACAUGAUUCGCCAACAGAGAUUAAGAUGAAAGCGACGCGGAGCAGACAGGAGAACUAUCACUUCAGCCCCUCGGAGCCUGCAGAGACUCGCCAACGACGUCGGCUUUCUCACUGUGCUGCACCGGAGCCGAGCGAAUCCUCCCAAAUUAAUCCGGGUCAUUGUGCAUGGCGGAAACCGUGUCUAACAUCCAUUUCAUUUCAUUUACUGCAGCGAGCUUUGUGUAGACUGCUGAAUUCAUCAUAAAGGCAUGUAUAGGCCACGAGCAAAAAUGUGAAGUGUCUUCUUUGUGAUUUUAUUUUUUAAAUUUUUAUUUGUGCAUCACCGACAUCAUCCCCGACAAAAAGUUAACUCUUUUAAUUCAUGAAAACCUUUUUUUUUUCUUUUCUUUUUUCAAUGUGGUGCUACAUUAUAUGUGGGAAGGAAACAAACAAAAAAAAACUGUAAAUAAUUUAAAUAAAAAUAUAUAUUCAAGUA